This is a messenger RNA of Paramacrobiotus metropolitanus, 2249 nucleotides long. RefSeq names its product neuroglobin-like. The record is from RefSeq and is a predicted model, not a curated record. The transcript has 3 exons. Bases 750 to 1391 code for a protein of 213 amino acids. NCBI's taxonomy places the organism in Eukaryota, Metazoa, Tardigrada, Eutardigrada, Parachela, Macrobiotidae. Gene Ontology annotation, molecular function: oxygen binding; heme binding.
UUUUGUUUACUGUGGCUUGAAGCAUAUCAGUUCGUCAAAUAACCCGCCGGAAGCCUAGCAUCUUCCGCAGCGGAAAUGAACUAUUCCUUUGCGACGACCACAUGGAAGUGAUUCGAUGCCGGCGCUUGUACAGUUUGUUGCCUGGAUGUGUGCGCAGUUGAUUUAACCACGUUUACCUCCUGUUCCCGGGUGUCUGCAUUCGGGUACGGCUAGCUGCUGUAGGAGCUACUCCCGGUCCGGAUGGUUUACAAACACUAAAGGAAUCAAAGGCCAAUUACGACUAACGUCAUCUCACUGACCGUGCACGGGCUGCGGCGCUCUGUGUGUGUACUGCCGCGUAAUGCAUUCGAGUGGAUCAAAUUAACGUCAUCUUCAACAACGAGCGGCUUUUCCUGUGUCCGCAUCUCGGCACUUAACGAGAGCUUUCCGUUGGAUUUGUCUGGGAUUUUAACCCGAAUGAAAGAUUAGCAUUUUACCAGAUUACCGCGACAUGCGGGUUUUAUUAAUGCAAAGAAUAUACUGUAGCGUUGGAUGGUUUUGUCAUAAUACUCAAUGACCAUAUUUACCGUGCCGGCUUCGGAUUUCUCUUAAUUAUAUGCUCUUACAUGUAUUAAAGCUUAUUUGAACUGACCUGAUGGAUGAUUGACUAUUGAUUUCCAGUGAAAUAAGUUCCCGGCAUUCAGUGCUGCAUUUGGGCGUUUACUUUUGCGCAGAUUAUUCGUUGAUGUUUUUUCCUGACGCGGUCAAUCAUGGGACAAAAUCAAGGCCGACAGAGACCGGCAGCGGAUAGGCCCAACAGGACCGUGGCUGAGCGCAUGAACCGCAGUAUCAGUGCAUUUUCCAUGAGUUCCAGGACGCGAAAACGUUCGGAGCAAGUGGGAACACAGGUCAACGAAAAUGUCCCGCCAUCCCUAUCGCAACGGCAAAAGGGCAUCAUUAAAGAGACCUUCGCCACUGUUCGCAGUGCCGUUGCAGAAGUCGGUGUCGUGAUGUUUCUACGGCUUUUCGAAACCCAUCCUGAAGUGCAGGAUAUAUUUUUGCCCUUCAAAGGUCUGACAUCCGAGGAAAUGAAACACAGCAAGCAGCUCCGCAAUCAUGGUUUGCGGGUGAUGGGAUUUGUGGAGAAGUGUGUAUCCAGAAUAGAACAACCGGAAAAACUCAUCGCCCUGUGCUUGGAGUUGGGUCUGAAACACGUACAAUAUGGUGCGCCUGUUGACUAUCUUCCGCUUAUCGGACCGCAAUUCAUCUAUGCGAUUAAACCAAUAUUCGAUUCCCGUUGGACAGCCGAAAUCGAAGAGGCCUGGUUGGGAUUCUUUGCCCAAGCCAUUUAUUACAUGCGCCAAACAAUGUCACCGGUUUAUCCCACACCGACAAGGAAAGGCAGCGUGUAGAAAACCGCCACAGACAUUCACAUGCACCAUCACAAGAUCUUAUUCAUCACCAGCAUCUUGGAAAACAGCCCUAACAAUUUAAAUUAGAUAUUCAACAACUACGCCGAAUCAGCAAAACACAACAACGUAACGAUUACCCUAAUCCAAUCAUUCAAAGUGAGCUUUUCCCGUCGCUCCCUCGACAUUCACCGCUUUAUUAUUAACCGCCGCAUGCCGCUUGGCUCUGGUCAUCUUGCGGUAAACCUGCCCGGCGACGAAGACAACGACGGCAAUAAUGUGUCCAGCAAAAUAUAAACUGCUCCAGUACCGCCAUGUUCUGGCUCCCGUUAAGCACAUAAACCCAACGGACAUGUAUUCAAAGGCCCGCAUCCGUAGGAACCAGUUGGCAAAUUUGGCCCCAAAGCUAUCGUAACGUGAUAUCCAGCUUUCAGCCAUGAGCAUCAAGGGAACGGUCAACAGACUGAGAUAGUAGCCUCCGUGUAAACCAUGCCAGUAAGCUGAUACAAACAUGACAACCACAGUGCGGAUGGAUUUCAUCGGGACACGACGGUAUACAUGCCAGGCUAACCAGUACUGGACAGUCAUGUUCCAGGAUUUUAAGGCCUCACGAACAGUGGGAACAAAUUCCACGGCAUACUCAUCGAUAUUGUAUAUCGUUUCGAAGCUAUAUUCGGUUUCUUCAUCAACUUCCACUGGUAUCCUAAAAUCGAAAGAAAAUAUGUCACACAGAGUGUCUAUGCCGUACAGUUAGUUCUAUCCUUUGCUACCACUUGCCGGACUUAUUGUUAAUAAACAAACAGUUACCGAAGAUGUCGCAAGAGAAAUGAGUUCAGAUGCAUAAUACGUUGUACUGCGAUA